UAUUAGUUUAAAUCAAUUAUUAGUAUUAAUAAUACUAAUAAUACUAAUGCUAUCGGAUUUAUCUCAUCAGAAAUCAGAUAAUAAUAAUAAUAAUAAUAGUUUGACUAACAAUUUGAUUGAACUGUCAAUGAUUGUCGACCAAACAAAUCAAUCAAAUUUAUCAAACAAACCAAUCAACUAUCAUAACCAAAAUCAGACCCAUAAACGACCCGGCUGUCAAUUAAAUAGGACUAUUAAUGGUAGAAAUAUAGAUAAUAAUAAUAAUAAUAAAAAUAAUAAUCCUGUUAUCGACUAUGAUUUAACUAAACUUGAUAUACAAAAUUUAACGCAUAUUAUAACGUUUUACAAUGAUUAUAAAACAUUGUUCAACAAAUCAUAUAAAACCAAACAGGAAGAGGAAGAAAGGGUCGGUCUAUUCAAGGAAACAAUUGUAUCGAUUAAUAAACACAAUUCCGACGACUGUUCCCAUUAUAUACAGGGUAUCAAUGAUAUGUCAGAUAUGAAAUGGUCAGAAAUACAAAAGAAAAAACUCGGUUUAAAAAGAGAUAAUCAAAAUACAAGAAAUAAUACAAAGAAAAGAAAACGCGAAAAAAUGCUUAAAUCUUCACCCGUUGGUGUUGACAAUACUACUACUACUACUACUACUAUACCGCUUGAAUUUGAUUGGAGAAAGUAUGGUACGGUAACACCAACAAAAAAUCAGCAGAUUARCUGCCAGUUUAAUAGACAAAAAACUACCGGAGCCGACGAUGAAUUGGCGUCAGCUAUCUAUACAUACGGACCGGUCAUUGUUAGCUUUGAUGUAACCGAAAAUUUUGCAAAUUACAAAUCCGGUAUUUUUGAAGAACCAUUAAGUGAUGCCAAUAAUAGUGGUCAUUAUAUGGUUGCCGUCGGUUAUACGCCCGAGUGUUUCAUACUAAAAAACAGUUGGGGCAACAAUUGGGGUGAGGAUGGCUUUGCCAGAGUGUCCCGGUCUAUGAGUAACAGCUGUGGUAUUGGUGAACAUGACUACUACUAUCCAGUGCUGACCAAUGUGUCGGAACCGAUCAAAUGAAAUACAAACUAAUAAAAAAUAAAAUAAAUUAAAUUAAAUUAAAUUAACUAUAUCUGUAUAUACAGUA
Messenger RNA from Oppia nitens, 1121 nucleotides. RefSeq lists its product as uncharacterized. The transcript is spliced from 8 exons. Gene Ontology annotation, cellular component: lysosome. The record is from RefSeq and is a predicted model, not a curated record. Gene Ontology annotation, molecular function: cysteine-type endopeptidase activity. The coding region runs from base 47 to 1054 and encodes 335 amino acids. NCBI's taxonomy places the organism in Eukaryota, Metazoa, Arthropoda, Arachnida, Sarcoptiformes, Oppiidae.